AUGAUGCGUAAAUGCACACACCAGAUCGUCAUUCCGUUUCAGAGGCCAGUCCGCUCGUCAUGCCUCAAUCUCCCAUUCUCCGUGUCCCAUGGUCGGCUUCACUCGCUUUCUGCCCGUUGCCGUGUGUGUGCGCGGCGCGGAGCAGACGAGCCGGGAAGGUUCGACGAGGUGGUGGAGGAGAAGGGCGUGCGAGUGGUGGUGGAGGAGAAGGGCGUGCGAGUGGUGGUGGAGCCCAAGGCGCUCAUGGCCAUCAUCGGCACCACCGUCGACUUCGUACAGGAUCGCGCGCGCAGUGAGGCCUCCGAGUUCAGUCACACGUGCAUCAGUAUGCACGGGGAAGGUGCAGGUGACAUGGGAGGCGCAGGGGGCAUGGGAGGCGCAGGGGGCAUGGGAGGCGAAGGGGGCAUGGGAGGUGCAGGGGGCAUGGGAGGCGCAGGGGGCAUGGGAGGCGCAGUGGGCAUGGGAGGCGCAGGGGGCAUGGGAGGCGCAGUGGGCAUGGGAGGCGCAGUGGGCAUGGGAGGCGCAGUGGGCAUGGGAGGCGCAGGGGGCAUGGGAGGCGCAGUGGGCAUGGGAGGCGCAGUGGGCAUGGGAGGCGCAGGGGGCAUGGGAGGCGCAGUGGGCAUGGGAGGCGCAGUGGGCAUGGGAGGCGCAGUGGGCAUGGGAGGCGCAGUGGGCAUGGGAGGCGCAGUGGGCAUGGGAGGCGCAGGUGGCAUGGGAGGCGCAGUGGGCAUGGGAGGCGCAGUGGGCAUGGGAGGCGCAGUGGGCAUGGGAGGCGCAGUGGGCAUGGGAGGCGCAGUGGGCAUGGGAGGCGCAGGGGGCAUGGGAGGCGCAGGGGGCAUGGGAGGCGCAGUGGGCAUGGGAGGCGCAGUGGGCAUGGGAGGCGCAGUGGGCAUGGGAGGCGCAGUGGGCAUGGGAGGCGCAGUGGGCAUGGGAGGCGCAGGGGGCAUGGGAGGCGAAGGGGGCAUGGGAGGCGCAGGGGGCAUGGGAGGCGCAGUGGGCAUGGGAGGCGCAGUGGGCAUGGGAGGCGCAGGGGGCAUGGGAGGCGCAGUGGGCAUGGGAGGCGCAGUGGGCAUGGGAGGCGCAGUGGGCAUGGGAGGCGCGGUGGGCAUGGGAGGCGCGGUGGGCAUGGGAGGCGCAGGGGGCAUGGGAGGCGCAGUGGGCAUGGGAGGCGCAGUGGGCAUGGGAGGCGCGGUGGGCAUGGGAGGCACCGUGGGCAUGGGAGGCGCAGGGGGCAUGGGAGGCGCAGUGGGCAUGGGAGGCGCAGGGGGCAUGGGAGGCGCAGUGGGCAUGGGAGGCGCAGUGGGCAUGGGAGGCGCAGUGGGCAUGGGAGGCGCAGUGGGCAUGGGAGGCGCAGGGGGCAUGGGAGGCGCAGUGGGCAUGGGAGGCGCAGUGGGCAUGGGAGGCGCAGUGGGCAUGGGAGGCGCAGUGGGCAUGGGAGGCGCAGGGGGCAUGGGAGGCGCAGUGGGCAUGGGAGGCGCAGUGGGCAUGGGAGGCGCAGUGGGCAUGGGAGGCGCAGUGGGCAUGGGAGGCGCAGGGGGCAUGGGAGGCGAAGGGGGCAUGGGAGGCGAAGGGGGCAUGGGAGGCGCAGGGGGCAUGGGAGGCGCAGUGGGCAUGGGAGGCGCAGGGGGCAUGGGAGGCGCAGUGGGCAUGGGAGGCGCAGGGGGGUCGUGGCGAGUCUGGACCGCUCCCUUGUGUCUUCCCUCUCACACUCUUGCUCCUUCCCCACUCCUGCAACUACCUUUAAUAUUUUGCCGCCCCUUCCCCGCGCCGCUCCCGUACGUCCCCUUCCCCCUGCGCCCCUCCCAUACGCUCCUUCCCCGCGCCCCUCCCCCACGCCCUCCCCUGCGCCCCUCCCCUCUGCGUGUCUCCCCUCUGCCCCUCCCCUGCGUCCCUCCCCCUUUCGCCCCAUGGCAGCUAGCGCCAGUGGAUGCGCCAGCAGCGGUGGAGCGCUUCCUCUUGCACUGGCAGCCCAACGCGGCGGUGUUCAUGGAGCAGGAGCUCUGGCCCAACCUCCUGCUCUCGCCACACCUGCUCAAAGUGCCCAUUGCGCUGCUCAAUGGGCGCAUGACCCAAUCAACGUUUGACAGGUGGCACGCCAUGGAUGGGCUCUUCCUCCCUCUCGUCUCCGCCAUGAUUGGUCGCUUCGCCCUCAUCACCACCACUAGCACGGAGCAGGGGCUACGAUAUCAGCGCCUGGGCGCCAACCCCAUGCUCACACGCUACACUGGCAACCUCAAGUUCGCCGUCCUGCAGGUGGCGGGGCUGCUCAUAAUCAUAACCUCUGCCUGCCCACAUGCCUCACACGGACCCACCCCGUCUACCCCCUCCCCCCCCCUUUCCCCCCCAGCCAUCCUGCGCGUGCAUCGCAAUCUGAAGCACCGAGUGGCGGGGCUGCUCACCGUCAUCGUGCCGCGCGACCCAAGCAGAGGGGCGGCCAUUGGCAAGGUGAGGAGGGGGGCCAUUGGCAAGGUGAGGAGGGGCAAUUGGCAAGUCUCCUCUCCACAUCCCGCCUGCCAGCUCUCUCCUUCUCCCAACUCCCGCGCGGCGCAAGUCUGUGGCGCGCCCAGUCCUUUCAAAAGAAUCACCCCCCCCCCUGUUGCACUCCUCCUUCCGCCCCUCCUCUUCCUUCCAGUUCCUGGCAUCGCAGCAGCACCCCCCACCACCACUAAAGCCGGUGCUGUAGCCCCAGACCUCCCAAAAGCACCACCCACCCCCGUUCCACUCCCUCCAUCCCACCUCUCGCACUUGCCCCAGUUUCUGGCAUCGCAGUUGCACCACCCGCCACCGUUGCAGCCAGGGAUGACAGCGGAAGAGGCGCGGGCCAAGCCGGUGAGAGUGGCUGUGCACUCCCAGGGGCACGCAGUGACGCCCGACACGGACUUCUAUAUUGCUGAUACCAUUGGCGAGUUGACGCUGCUCUACUCCAUCAUCCCGCUCGCCUUCGUGGGGGGCUCGCUGCUGCCCGGUCUGGGCGGCCACAACAUUGCUGAGCCUGCUGUCUCCUCCUGUGCCGUCCUCACUGGUCCCCACCUGGGUCACUUUACCUCUGUGCUGCAGCAGCUGCAGCAAGUUGCGCCCCUCUCUGUGUGGCAGGUGGCGGACGAGCAAGAGUUACAGACAGCAGUGCAGCAGCUACUCACAAACGAGGCACAGCUGAACGCGCGGCGCAUAGCAGCGCAGCGAGCGGCAGCGUCGGGCACGGAGGGCGUGGUGGACGAGGUGUGGGAGGCGCUCGACUUCGCCGUGCUGCACCGCAUGACCCUCCCCGCCGCCGCUGCCUGCGGCGACCGAGCAGCGGCAGCAGCUGCGCUGGAGUUGAGAGAAGAUGGACCAGAUGCGGAGCUCACAGGCGUGCUGCAGGCGAGACUGGACCGCAUCGAGUCGUUUCCCUCGGCCGCUGGCGCCAUACACGGUGCCGCGGUGGAUGGGGCGCCGCUGCUGUCUCCGGGUGGGGUGAGCCAGAAUGGAGGUGCGAGAGGAGCGUGUGGUGUUAUCAGCCCGAGGGCGCAAGUGGCGAGGGAAGCACGGAGUGGUGGUGCUGCUGGGUCAGGGUCUGGAGCUGUUUUCAAGGGUAACAGUGGGAAGCCGGCUGUGGAUGGGGGCGGCAGUGCAAUGGGUUCGACGCGGUCGAGCAGGAUAGAGAGCGGUGGGCCGAAUGAUGAGCUGGCUGGGCGGCUUCGAGCUCGAAUCGAUAAGAUUGAGACGGGGCCGAAAUGUGAUGACCUGAAUGCUCACAAGUGA
Molecule: messenger RNA, 3741 nt
Organism: Closterium sp. Naga37s-1
Lineage: Eukaryota; Viridiplantae; Streptophyta; Zygnematophyceae; Desmidiales; Closteriaceae
Source: the annotation of a GenBank genome assembly